AUGAAGCCGAGGUCUUCUUGCUCUCCCAGCAUUAGCAGAGCACUGCUCGUGCUUCUGCUAUGCUGCUUGUGCGGCUCCGUCGCGAGGUCUCAGACGGCCGACUCGUGCACCAGCACCACCGCCCUCGCCGCCGUCAGCCGCCUCAUCCCCUUCGACACCUCCAACCUCACCUGCUUCGACGCAUGGACCUCCCAAGGCUUCAUCGUGCGCUACGGGAAGAGCGGGCAGAACAACACGUGGAGCUUCGUGCUGUCGGCGCCGGACGGUGGCGGCUACAUCUCGGUGGGGUUCUCGUCGGACGGGGCCAUGGUGGGGAGCAGCGCGGUGGCCGGGUGGACGACGGCCAGCGGGGCCGGGGUGGCCAAGCAGUACCGGCUGGGCGGCACGAGCCCGGGGAGCUGCCCGCCGGACCAGGGCAGCCUGGCGCUGGUCCCGGGCACCACGCUCCUGGUGGCACAGUCGUCCCGCCUCUACCUCGCCUUCCAGUUCACCGCCGCGCAGCCGCCGCCGCCCUACCUCAUCUACGCCGUCGGCCCCUCGGGCGCGCAGCUCUCGAACAACUACCUCGUGCGGCACCGCAGCUACGCCUCCGCCGCCGUCGACUACGACACCGGCGUCGCGUCCAGCGCGUCCGGCGCCGGCGCGUUCAACACGAAAAAGUGGCACGGCGCGAUGGCCGGGCUCGGGUGGGGCGUGCUCAUGCCGGUCGGCGUCGCGCUGGCGCGCUACUUCAAGCGCCACGACCCGUUCUGGUUCUACGCGCACGUCUCCGUGCAGGGGGUCGGGUUCGUGCUCGGCACCGCCGGCGUCGUCGCCGGGUUCAAGCUCGACGACGACGUGCCCGGCGCCGACAGCCACCAGGCGCUCGGCGUCGCAGUCCUCGUCUUCGGCUGCCUCCAGGUGCUGGCGUUCCUGGCGCGGCCGGACAAGGGGUCCAAGGUGAGGCGGUACUGGAACUGGUACCACCACUACGUCGGCCGCGCCGCGGUGGCCUGCGCCAUUGCCAACGUCUUCAUCGGGCUGUCCAUCGCGCACGAGGCCGCCGCGCUCAGCGCCUUCUACGCCAUCUUCCUCGCGGUCUGGGUGCUCGCCUCGGUUGUUCUCGAGGUCAGGCUCUGGAGGACCGCCAGAUCCAGCCAUUGA
Miscanthus lutarioriparius is the source of this 1143-nucleotide messenger RNA. Lineage: Eukaryota; Viridiplantae; Streptophyta; Magnoliopsida; Poales; Poaceae. The record is from the annotation of a GenBank genome assembly.